Messenger RNA from Homalodisca vitripennis (glassy-winged sharpshooter), 6967 nucleotides. RefSeq names its product transcriptional regulator ATRX-like. The record is from RefSeq and is a predicted model, not a curated record. Lineage: Eukaryota; Metazoa; Arthropoda; Insecta; Hemiptera; Cicadellidae. The transcript has 10 exons. The coding region runs from base 2 to 3148 and encodes 1048 amino acids.
AAUGGGGAAAGCUAAGGCAGUGGAGCCAGAACCAGCUGAUAAGAUUAUACGAACUUUGGGAGAAAAUCUGUGUAUAGAAGUUUCUGAGGAGGAGAAGAAAUAUAGAAAUAAAAAGGGUCCAGAUGAUGUGAAGCACAUCCGUAAAGAGAAGCUGAAGUGUACAGUCUGCGGUAAGAGUCUGGCCGAUCUGGCCAAGAAGGCAACAGAACCGUAUGUACACAUGGUUCUAGGCGUAUUGGUGUGUGGGGACUGCUCAUCAUUCUAUGGUGAUGGCUAUUUCUCCGUAGAUGAGGACGGAGAUGAUAAGUACUGUCGAUGGUGUGGUCAGGGAGGCACACUAUACCUGUGUUCCAGUUGUACUUGCGCUUUUUGUAAGAAAUGUAUGAAGCAAAAUCUGGACAAGCAAGACCUAAAGGAUUUAGAGUCAGAUGAUUGGAAAUGUUUCAUCUGUAAACCAAAGCCUCUAUUUGAGUGUCGGACCGUUUGUUGGUUUUUGCAAGAAAAUGCUUCCAAGGCUAAGAAUGAAAAAGAUGAAGAAAAUGAUAAAGAAGAAACACCUCCAACAAGAUCAAGGAGGGAAAGGGGAAGCAGAAAAUCUAUAAAAGAAGAGAACACGACUCCAGCAUCACGAAAACGAAAAGCAAGUGAAGUGGAAGAUGAAUCUGAAACUGAAAAAGAAAGAGGAAGCAAGAGGCGUAAGAGUUCUGAUUCAGGGAAGGAGACUAAGCAACAAACCACUUCAUCAAACAGGAGGUCAAGGAGUCAGUCCGUGAAAGAAAAGGAGGAUGAAAAAGAGUCUGAGGAUGAAUCUCUUAAAAAACCAUCUACAGUCGAACCUAGGUCCAAAAGAACCAGAGGCUCAAAACCUGAAGUGGAAUCCUCACCAAUUAAGAAGUCACCACGUGUUUCCAAGAGAAAUGAAGAUCAGUCCAAAAAGAAAACAGAAGAAAUCACAGUUUCUGAUGAUGAAAAUGAAGAGAAAGAUGAUUCUAUUGAAGAAGUUCCUAAAAAAGGAGCUAAUAAGUCUUUAAGAAAGGAUAGUUCUCCAGCUAUGGCAAAAACAACCACAAGCCAGGAAAAAGUUGAAAAAAGAGUUCGGUCCAAGAGACAUUUCUCUGAAAAAACUGUUAAAGAACCUACAAAUGUUGAGCCUCCUUCUAAAAGGCCAUCUCGAAGUUUGGGUAAAAAAACAUCCCCGUCAGAAAAAAAUGUAAAAUCCAAGAAAACUGAGGUUGAUAAUGAAAUUGAAAGUCCUAAACGCAAUCAACGAUCAACUAAAAGAAACCGCUUAAACAAAGAUGAAGACGAAGAUGAAGAAGAGAUUAAAAUGUCAGAUUCUGAUGUACAUUUGAUAUCCCUUGAUGGGAAUAGUGAGAGUGAAACUGAAUCAAAAGGAAAACCAACAAAACGUAAGGCAGUCUCUAAAUAUAGUUCACCAAUGAAAUCAAAAUUGAAUUUAUCUAAAAACGCAGAUAGCAAAGUAGUUCAGGCCAGCGGGUACAUAAAUUCUGCACUUAAAGAUAUCAAGGAACUCAGUAUCCUAAUUUCAAACCGCUGUGAGAAACUUUGUACCAAAAGUAUACAGUCAAGUGAUGAUGUUAUUAGUGUAUGUAACAAGUUACAGCAGUUAAUGACAGGUGUUCAUACAAAUUUGGGACUGAUAGAAAAAGGUUUGAAUACUAAGAUAAGUAAUUGGCAAGAGGUAAAACUGGAAGAUAAGAACAUUUCUGAGGAAAAUGUAUCUGAAGUAAAAUCUGUAGAUAACCAAGAACAUACUGAAGGUAGUAGCACAUUAGAAGGAGAACAAAUUAAUGAUGAAGAAGAUUCCAGUAUUGAUAAAAGUCCAGAUGAUAUAGAAGAGCUUAAAAUAACAGAAGGUAGUGCCAGUCUUCAAAUGGGGAACAGUGAAAAUCCAGAAGAAGAAAUGGAGGUUGAUGACAACAAUGAAGAGAGAAUGACAGAUCAAGUUGAAAAUGAGAAAGAACAAAAUUUAAAUGAAAAGACUGAUAGUGAGUUAGACAAUAAAAAUGAUGAGAAAGAACAUAUUGAAGAACCUGUUGAAAAUAUUUCAGACACUUCAGAAAAGACUAACAGCGAGGACAAAGAAUCUGAUACUGAAAAAGAUGAUAAACAGGUUGAAAUUACUGAAGAAAACGAUGAAAAUGAAAUUUCAUCGCCAGAAAAAGUAGAAGAUGUGAAAGACAGUAGCAAGGAAGAUGAAGAUACUGAGGAGAGCAUAACCAAUAAUAAAAAUGAGUCUGUUGAUAAAAUUGAAGAGGAAGAAACUGUUGAAGAGACUGAGAACAAACCAGAAAAUAGUGAAAAUACUACAGAAAACAGUAAUGAAUCUCAAAAUAAUAAAUUGGAUGUUAUAGAAGAAAAGAAUGAAAUUAGGGAAAAAGAAAAGGAAAAUGUGGCUAAUGAAACGGCUUUUCCUAGUUGUGGCUCUGAGAGUCUUGAUGUAUAUAAUAGUGAAAGUGUAGAUUCUGUAUCAAGACAGUCGGGUGCUAUAGUUGUAAGUAAAUCACAAGAUAAUGGAUUGGGUGACACUAAAAAAUCAAGUGACGAAGGAGUAUUGGGAGAUGUUUUCAGUGAAGAACGGACAAAUGAUAAAAAGAAAGAAGAAAAUGUGUCACCAGAAGUAAUGGAUGUAGAUACUGGAGAAAAUGAAAGUACCACAGGAAGUGACAAACCUGCCAUUCUAGAAGACAAUACUCACAAUACACCCACAGCCAGUCAGUCAGAAGAAAGAGGAGAAAGUGAAGAACUCAAGAAUGGUACAGCUGACGAUGAGAAAGUAGAUACAGAAAAGAAGGAGGACAAGUCAAAGGAGAUAGAGUCAACAGAACAGAGAAGUACAGAAAAGAGAGAAGAGAACAGAAUAAGAACUCCGAGCGAUGAGCACAAGUCAAGUGGCAGUCCUCACACAGACCCAUCCCGAAGGCUGUCAGGGGACAGAGACAGGGAGAGGGAACGAGGGGGAGGUGGCAGGUAUUCCCAGGAGCAGCGUUGGUCUGGAGACCGUGGUGGAUCCUGGAACCGUGAUCGUGACCGUUACCAGGAUCGUGGCUGGUCCGGUCGAGGGGGCUCGUGGAAUCGCUAUGAAGACAGGCGGCCAAAUCGUGGCGGUUGGGGAUGGAACCGUUAACAAGUGUGAUUUGAGGUGGUGAGCAGUUCAGGCAGUGUAAAUAUUUUGAAAUGUUGUACAGUGGAACUUUUUUAUUAUAGUUGUAAGAUAGGUAUAGAUUCGUGAACUUGUACACAUCGUGGUGAGUCAUAAUUUGCUGUCAUGGUCAGUGUUGGGUUACUUGUUUUACUGCUUUGUCGACAGCUAAGCGAAAAACAAUAGGGAGGUUUUUAGAAAAGCUGUGAAGAGUAUUGAUUCAAGAAAAGUCAUCCAUUAGGAUACACAGUUAUUUUAUAAUGCCCUCUCUGAAAACUUGGAAAACAUAAAUGAAUGUUUGUAAGGAGUUGUGGGUUUCUUUGGUAUGAAACAGUCUCAUUAUAUUUUUAUUUUGUUUUGAAUUAAAUUAACCCUAUGUAUUCUGUUAAUGUUUAUUCUGUGAGGAACAGGUCUAGUUGCUGAAAUAUUCAAAUUACAAUUUUCUUUUGUCAAUGUUCAUGGUAGAAUGAGUCUCAAGAAAACUACAAGAUAGUAACAAUCUAUUGUUGAGAUUCUCAAUACACACACAAUACAAUUGCCCACCUGCUGCUUUCAUAGCUGAGCAAUAAAUUCAAAAAAACUUGUAUGUAACAUUUUAAAUUUUAUUUCUUAAAUUCUUCAUAAGUUUUACUCAAAUGGUGGACAUUUUCUCAAUUUAUUUUAACCCUCGAGCUGGAAGUGGUGCCUCGUCGUACUGGCACUACAUGUGCAAGCAUAUUUUAUAUAUAUAUAUAUAUAUAUAAUAUAUAUAAAAUCUAUCUCAUUUCAUGAUAAUAGUCCAAUUGUAAAGUUUUAUAUACUGAUGUAUUCACAAGGAUGUGAUAAGUAGUAUAUAACAAUAAACUGUGGAUUCCAUGACAUAACAUUUUUAUAAAAGAAAAAAUUUAACCCUUUCAGUGCCAAACAUUGUUAUGUAAUGUUAGUCAGUAAUGCCAAGGUUAUUUUUACAGGUGUUAUCCAAAAGUGCUGUGCCAUUUUUUAGCAAUUUGUGUAUAGUUAUUAUAAAAUGUCGUAACUUUUUUAUGUAUGUUACACUUAAUAUACUCAAAAACUUUCUUAUACUACAAGAAAAGUAUAAGAUAACGACAGUAAAAUCUUAGCUUUAUUUUUUUAGGUUCAACAGCUCAAAUAAGUACCAUAAAAAAUUCUCACACUCAGUAAAGUCAAGGAUCCCAAAAUAAAAAUAUAGCAUUUUUUAGCUGUCGCUCACUUUUGUUAUAAAUAAACAUUGAUACUAGUUGAUAGGAAAAUGAGCAGGCUUACUCUGAAAACUAUCUUCUAGGGUCCACUGAUUGAAAGAACACAUAAAAGUAUACAUAUUUUACACAUAAUAGUAAACAAAUUUUACACAUAAUUAGAAAUGUUCAAUUGCACUGGAAUCUUUUAAACCAAUAGAGAACAUUCUAGUUGUCUGUUCAUUUUGGUUGCAGUCACUGUGGAAAGCAGUAUUGCCAUUUGACUUUUUAUAGACACUGUUGUCACUGUGUAACUGUUGACAAUGUAUUGAGUACUACAGGGUGAUUGAAAAGUAAGUUGCACCCCCCAGAGUAACUAAAUAAGCCAGACCUUUCAAGGAACUUGUUAGAAAUUUGGAGAACCUCUCAUAAUCUGAUUAGAUAAGAGCAUUGCGUAGCUUAAGAGUUAGAUAAACAACAAAAGGUUAUUUGUUUCCCCAACUACUUCCCCCCACUCCAAUACCACAAUCCUCAUCUGUAGUUACCCAAAUAAGUUUUGUCUUAAUUGGUUUUUCAAUAUUUAUUAAGUGAUGUAUAAUUCUUAACGCAUGAAUCACAAUAAGGCUCAGGUACGUUUAGGGGUGUUUUUUUUUUCUUUUUCGUAGAGUGGACCAAUUUUAAUUUUUUAAGUGUAUUUUUUAUUGACUAACCAAGACCUUUAAAGUGAUAUGUUACAUAUGUUACAAUUUGAAAAUAUUUGAGUUACCUCCUACUCCCCUUUCCCCUGAGGUUCAAAGAUUUGACUACUGUCAUUAUUAGUGUGACCCUUUGUAGCUAGGGUAUCCAACAUAACAAAAAAGUGUAAGGGGGUGUAACUUGCUUUUAAAUAACUCUGUGUAUUAGAUCUUUUAUAAUUAUGUUAUUUUAUGAAAAUAUGUUUUUGUUUAAUGUGAGUUUAUAUAAAAUACAUGUACAAAAAGAAUGUAUUAUAUUUUCUUAAAAACGUCUAGUAAAACUAUGUUGGCAAUUUAUGCAUGUUUUUAAAUGUCUGGUUGCCUGGACGUUGGCACUGAAAGGGUUAAUAAAUAUAAUUUUGUAAUAUUCUGUUGUGUAACUGUUGAACGGUAUGUUUUACACUGAAUAUGUAAAUGUAAAACUUGUUCUAAAUUCUGUGCUUCUGUGAAAGUUAUGAAGCAUUUCAGAAGAAAUAUUCAUUAAAUGUUUUAAACACUUUAUGAAUAAGUAAUCAAAGGAGUGUUCAGUACAUGGAUAUUAUAUUUGAGCUUUUUCUCCAAACAGUGUUCUCUUUUAACAGCCAUUUUGGUUCUCUGAACAAAUUACAGCCAUUUUCAUAUAUUCAGUAACAUGAGAGGAAGGUGUUUAAAAUAUCUUGUAUAACCUAACGCUCGUGUUUAUCUAAUGGGCUAAUAAUAGUGAGUUGUAAGUACAAUUUUAUUAAGAAAGUAGCUCUUCAAAGUUUAAAUGUUUCAAAUAAAACUUAUGAAAGUAGAAACAUUAUUAUAGGUAAGAAAAAGCUGUACAUUUUAUUUUUUCUAGUUUAAGGAAAACUUGUUCAUCCAAGGGGGACAAAUGUACAGAUAUUUCCCUGUAUCUCCGUAUAGAAAUAUAUUUUUAUUUAUUUUAAGAGAGUUUAUUUGAACCGUAUCACUAUAAGGAGAGUAUAAUAAAUAAGUGCAACUUUUUAUCUUUGUUUAUUAGAAUGAGAUAUAUAUUGGUUUGAUACCAUUUUUUUUGCUACAUUCUGAUUAUUUUUAACUAAUUAAGAAAAAUAUUGGUAGGUUGUACAAAAUAAGUCACAUAAAUGUUUUCAUAACAGCACAUAUUCAUUUUAUAUAUUACAAAUCUGACUACCAAGAAUUGUUUGUUAGAAUACAAAAUUUUUGUAGCAAAUUUAUUAUGACGAUGCAUUGCAAUUUUAGUUUGAACAAAAAAAAUUAAAGCAGAGUUAAUUCUAUUGUAUAAGUUAUUAACGGUUAAGUAAUAACUUGAAAAUUUUUUGUAUUUUUUUCCAGAUGAGUACAGGAGAUGAUAACUGCAGUAUUUGUAAUGGGUUAAAUCAAAUAUUGCUCUGGCGGCAAGUAGUUUGCCUGAGAUACUAUUGGAAUAUGUUGAGCAAAUUGAAUGUGAACACAUUUUGAGAUAGUUUCAAACAAAUAAAACUUUUAUAGCUGGAAGUAAUAAAACUGAAAUAACUAAAAAUAUAUCUUAUUAUUGUUACAUUUUUGCAAGAAAUUUUAAAAUUAAAUGAUGUACUGUAAAAAAUGGCUAACAAAUUAAAAUCAACUUAAUAUUGCUGAUUUGUAUUUUUUUAUGGUAUUUUUAAAACAAGUUUUAUUCUAUUUUGUCCAGUUACAAAAAAAUUAAUAAUUUAUUAUUAUCACCAAUAAGAAGAUAUGGUAACUAAAUAUUUAUAUGUACAGUAAUCUGUGUUGAAAAUGUGUUCACUCUUUUGUUCAACAUCUAUCUACAUAAUGAAAUAUUUCCUGUAACAGUUUUUACCAUUUUAACCCAAAGGUUAUUGUUUGUAAUUUACCAAAUUGUAUGUAUUUCUUUUCCAGUCUAUUGAGAAAAUAUUUAAAUAAAUAUAAAUGGUUUUAUAAAAAAGAAA